CGCGGCAAACGUGUGCUCCCAACCACCAUGUCGCUCAAAUUAUUCGAAGGUGCCAUAACUGCCACAGCACCAUCCAAUCUAAUCGACGCAUCAGAUAUACGUCAAGUGCCCGAUACUCAAGAAGUCUUCUUGUUCUCGGAUUCCAGCGUUAGUAUUAUUGUCGAAAUUCUAGAACGAGUUGAGCCUACGAAUUACGAGGAGGCGAUCAAGUUUCAUUUUGACUCAUUAGCGCACGAUAAUAAUGCUUCAUCCGAGAAGAUCGACUCGAUAAACAUCAUACCUAACGACAGAGAAGAUAAUACUCCGUCUGCCAUCGUCCUUUCUGGCCGGCAAUCGGUUCCCAAGUACACUUGUACCCAACCCGACGAGGUCAGGAUAUAUAUGGCGCUCUAUCGUGUACCAGAAAAACCUAUCGAUCUUGUCGUCACCUUCAAUGUACCGGUCGCUUCUCUUGAUGGCGGUGCCGUCGAUGCAGAAGGCGUCAAGACCAUCGAACGACAUUUCGAUACAUUCGUACGAUCGUUACGUAUCAUAGACUUUAGACUUUUUGCAUGAAUAAGAUCAAUCGACUUGGAGAACACUGAUCCACAC
Molecule: messenger RNA, 591 nt
Organism: Marasmius oreades (fairy-ring Marasmius)
Lineage: Eukaryota; Fungi; Basidiomycota; Agaricomycetes; Agaricales; Marasmiaceae
Exons: 3
Coding region: 28-555 (175 amino acids)
Biological process (GO): protein import into nucleus
Cellular component (GO): nucleus
Molecular function (GO): guanyl-nucleotide exchange factor activity; small GTPase binding
Source: RefSeq, a predicted model, not a curated record